AUGUCGCCUGCUGAGCCACCUGGUCAUCAUGAUGCUCCGUUGGUUUUUCAUCGAAUGGAUCGACCGGACGACGGAAUUCCACCACCACCCCCAGGAUUGAUGGAAAGGGAUGGAGCGACGAAGACAUCAUUACUCACAGUUCUUCUCGUUGUUGUUCCUCUUACUGUAGGAGCAGCUACUGUUAUGGUACGUACAUUUAACAAUUUAUUAUUCUGA
Caenorhabditis briggsae is the source of this 216-nucleotide messenger RNA. The record is from RefSeq and is a predicted model, not a curated record. Bases 1 to 216 code for a protein of 71 amino acids. NCBI's taxonomy places the organism in Eukaryota, Metazoa, Nematoda, Chromadorea, Rhabditida, Rhabditidae. The transcript has a single exon.